Messenger RNA from Alternaria conjuncta, 1725 nucleotides. RefSeq lists its product as uncharacterized. NCBI's taxonomy places the organism in Eukaryota, Fungi, Ascomycota, Dothideomycetes, Pleosporales, Pleosporaceae. The transcript has a single exon. Bases 1 to 1725 code for a protein of 574 amino acids. The record is from RefSeq and is a predicted model, not a curated record.
AUGAUACAAACCACCGGCGUUGAUGAAGAGGGCUUUACUCUUGCAUUACAGCUCUCGCACGAGCUUGCUCAAAAGAUGAGAACGCAGAUUGAGGCUGGCCGCAAAUUCCGCGCAGCACGCGAAGCGGUCGGGAGGCGGACGAAGGACCUAAUUGCAGCAGACUUCCGCUUACAUGCAGAACAGGUGCAGACCAAGGAAGAGCUGGAUGAAUAUCUUGAUCUUUUAGGUGAAAAAGAGCUCACACCGGAGGAAGAAUCCAAGGCCACUGCGAUGCAAACGCAGUGCAACGACAUGGGACACAAGCGCGCAGCCAUGAAAAAGGAACUAGAGCAAUUACCACGAAUUCUCCAGGAAAUACAGAACACCUGGAUGAAACCCGUGGAAGAGGUGAAUGCCAUCCAAGAAGAUGUUUUCGUGAAAGCCAAGCUCGUUCCUGCGACCACAGAGCUGGAGCGUCUUCCUUGGGAGAAGAGUCAGGACGGCGGGACGGAUGUUGUCGCCCCAGAUUACAUGCCGCGGGUACAGGAGUCAGGGCUGGCCACUGUGAAGCAAUCUGUUGAGGCUACACGUCCAGGUCUUGGCAUGCGCAAUAGAUUCACCAAAGCCGCGUUGGAAGUAGCCCGGGAGAAGCACGAUAAAUACCGGCUUGGAUACGAGAAAGAGCUUCAAGAGUAUGUCGCCAAGCAGGUCAACCGUCCAAAUGUUGACUUUCGCAUCGAGUUCAGUCGGAAGUGGCUUGAGGGCUGGCACAACGUCAUUGUAACACUUGAGGAGGCCGAGAACGCUGCACAGGAUGCGUUUGACAGAGCAAGAGCUGCAAAUGUUACCGUGGCAGACAGUAGGGACGAUGGAGUGCCAACCAUUGCAUACGACAUAGAGUGGUGGGACAAGACGUCGCUGAAGCAGCUCGAUCGCACUCGUAUCCAAAGGUGGCAGAACGAAGUUGUUGUUGGUGUCUUGGGACCAACACACCCUGCUGGAAGCGACGAGGCAGAGCUCGAACAGCUGGGUAGGGAUAAACAUGUUGAUACGCAGACGGCAGAGCCUGCGAACGAUAAUGCGGGUGGCGCUCCUGUGAACCCCUCAGAAAGGCAGCCAGUCGCUGGGUCUGAAGGUGUGGCGGUAUUACCAGCUCUCGUUGUCUCAGAGGUCACAGCUACACCUUUGCAAAAGAUGGAACAACUGCUCGCUGAAGUAGCAGGGGCUCUAGAUCGCGCCAGUGAGCUGACCAGUCUGCAAGCACAUAAGCCAGGCCUAGCAAGCGCGGCUACUGGGGCAGAAGCUGAUCAAGUCAACAAGCAAACUUCAGCGGUACAUGCAAGCUCUCUUCCCCGUGAAGCUUUUGCGGACGUUGGUGCUGAAAGUUUUAUGGCAGAGGUGAUAGACAGACCACGACAGGUGGUUUCGCAAGGUAACCCUGGUACGCAGAACACUGCCCAGAAUCCCGAAGAGCCACAGACGAGCAAGGGAAGGACAGAACAGGCUGUCAUUUCGGAGCCAAAGAAGAGGCAAGAUGGCGUGGAGAUAGAAUCGCAGUGUGAAACAGACCUGAAGGGAUACAUGAAGAAGUAUAACAUCCCGCCCCCUCCCGUCUCCCGAAAGAGGGAUAGAGACAAUUCGCUCGACCAGCGCGACGCCAUCAUAACCGCUAGCGAGCGCGCGUAUGGAAGCAGGCGGAGACGCAUCGACAAGUGGGGUAAAUACAUCCGCGGUGGUGAUUGUUAA